GCAAGGACUCACCAGAAGGUUACAUUCACAUUGUUCACAUUGUACCUGGGGGGUUACACCUAGGCAUUCGCAUCUAUUUAAGUCCAUCAGAACGAGAAGACCCAGGCAGCUGCAGGCAACUGCUAUCACCGGCAAUCACUUGAGCAUCUGCAACUCUAGAAAUGUCCAGGGGUUCAAAACAAAUCUUUUGCUCCUUCCCAUUGAACAAACAACACCUGUGCAAACAUUGCAUCUUCAGAAAGGAAGCAACUACACACACAUUCAUCAAAUCCCCAUCUCCAUCCGGACAGUAACAAGCAAAUACUUCAGAACAAUGGACAAAUACCGGGCUCGAAAUCUAGCUGGUCCUGCUCUGGCAGGCAUCGGCUUGUUCGGUCUAAAUGCCAUGUUUGGCCAGAUCUACCGCAAUGGCUACAUUGGCCGCGUCCUCGACAUCUUGUCCUCGCCUAAGCCAGUUUUGCCCGGCUCUCAAAACCCCCUUCUGACCAGUUACCUGGGAUUGCCUGUGCUCGACGGCUUGCUUGCGGUCGCUUCUGUGCUCUGGGCCAAUGUUGCGGAUGGCUCGAGCCCGGUACUUUCUCUGUAUGCUCUUCAAUUUGGCGGCCAGCUGGUACCUAUCUUUUUGGUUAUGAUGGUCGAAGGAUCCAAAGUGGGUAACACUGGAAAUCCUCUGCACUUUUCUGUUUUGUGGGGGUACACAAUGCAAACAGUCGGAUAUGCAGCGACCAUGCCAAUCUACGCUAUCAUGCAUCUAUUCACAUCUCCCACUUUUAUUAGUCGAGGAAGGGCUCUAUCCAAGGCAAAUCGUCCCCGGACCUCUGCCUGCUUGACCCUCGAGGCGCUCGUCCCGGCGUUUUCAAUUGGCUAUCUACUACCCACCCUCUUGAUGGCCUGGCCGGUUUCGUCCCCCACGUUGCAUCAAUGGUUCGGCGUACUCUGGCAAGGUUUCCCGCUGUACGUUGUGGUAUGGCAGCAGGUUUUCACGCGCCUGAGAAAGCCGACCCUGCAAAGUGAUAGUGAGACCAUUUCUCGGGCUUACGACUGGGCUUUUAACACCGCUUCGGUGAUUCAGCUCUUCACCUAUACUGUCAUUUUGGCAGUGAAGGUUGCGCCUGGAUCUUUUCCAACAUGGGCCGUUGAGGAGUUCACCUUCGGCAGAGUUUUCAGGCCGGGUUCAUUCUUCUCGACUCGGCCUUUAACAUCCAUGAUAACGGCCAUGCAUGAAUUUUUCAAGUGGGAUCAGAUUAUCGGUUCUGCUGCAGCCCUCACUUGGGCGGUCACUCUAAACGUGACUGCGCGGAAUGAUACUAUGAGCUGGGGCGACUGGAUACUUCUUGGGUGGGACAUCCUACGAUGGAGUACUCUAGCUGGACCGGGCGGAGCGCUUGCGCGGCUCCUGCAGCGGCGUGACAAGAUCGUCAUAUCAGAGCAUGGACAAGAUAGAACCAAGGGAUCAUAGAGUAGAUAUGGCAUCAGUAUGUCUAUGAAACCCUUUCGUCUGUAAAAGCCACUGUUGGCAUUCCCCUAUUGUCACC
This is a messenger RNA of Pseudomassariella vexata, 1535 nucleotides long. RefSeq lists its product as uncharacterized. The coding region runs from base 314 to 1459 and encodes 381 amino acids. The record is from RefSeq and is a predicted model, not a curated record. The transcript is spliced from 2 exons. NCBI's taxonomy places the organism in Eukaryota, Fungi, Ascomycota, Sordariomycetes, Amphisphaeriales, Pseudomassariaceae.